GUUUUCUGUUGUUUGGGGGAAGCGAAUAUGUGUCGCACCCGGAUGUUCAACCGGCUGUUCAUCAUGGAGGCUACAGAGGGUGAUUCCUGAAGGAGACUUAUAUCUUCGUACGUUUGUCUGCAUACAUGUUCUGUUGUCCCUGUAAGUCAGUGUGAUGUCUCCAUCAUGAAGUGUGCCCGCUGUCUGAUCCAGCUGCAGUGUCUCAGACUGGUGGGUCAGUCAGCCAGGUCUGCUGCCCAGCAUGGUGCUCUGCUCCAGUCAGCCUCCUCCAGUCAGCCUAACACCCAGCACCAGGUGUUGAGGCGUUUCCACGGCAGCCCAGCAUUCGCCAAGAAUCAACCUAUACCUGCAGAGUUCAUCAAUGAGGACGACAAGAAGAAAGACAGGUCUUUGGUCACCCACGAUGACCUGUUCGAGCAGGUGGCCAGAGACACCAAAACCAAGGCCACGUUUAACAAAGUGGUGGAUGUCUUCAUCAAGAGAGACAUAAGACGGCGGGGUCACGUGGAGUUUAUCUACGCCGCUUUGGCGAAGAUGCCGGAGUUUGGCGUGGAGAGGGACCUGGUCGUCUACAACAAGCUGCUGGAUGUUUUCCCCAAAGAGGUGUUUGUGCCCAGAAACUUUAUCCAGCGAAUGUUCAACCACUAUCCCCGGCAGCAGGAGUGUGGUGUCCAGCUACUGGAGCAGUUGGAGAGCUAUGGUAUCAUGCCCAACAUGGAGACCAAAGUCCUGCUGGUCCAGAUCUUUGGCGAGAAGGGCCACCCCAUGAGGAAAUUCCAGCGCAUCAUGUACUGGUUCCCCAAAUUCAAACACAUAAACCCCUUCCCCGUCCCCCAGCAUCUGCCCGAAGACCCAGUGGACUUGGCUCGCUUCAGCCUGAAUCGCAUCGCAGGUGACCUGGACGCUAAAGUCACCGUCUACCAGCUGCCCUGUACAGACAUUACAGAGAGUGGAGAGGAGAUCACACUUCCACAUGUAGUAGGUAUCCAGAGUCCCAGCCAGAUGGAGCUGCUGGCAAAGCACAACCCGAGCAGGCCCGUGUUUGUAGAGGGCCCCUUCCCUCUGUGGCUGAGGAAGACGUGUGUGUACUACUACGUCCUCAGAGCUGACCCCAUACCGCCUGACGAGAAGGUGGAGGAGCCCUACGAUCCAGAGAGGUGUCUGGACUAUCCUCUGCAGCUGGACCUGGAUUUGGAACGGGACCUCGGAGAUGAGGAGAGCUUCGACGUGGAAGACUUGGACGAGGGUCCGGUCUUCGGCAUGUGUAUGACCAGCCAGGGAGAGCAGGCCGUCCUCAACCAGUGGAUCUCUGGCCUCCAGCAGAACAAUCCCAUCCUGGGUCAGGUCCCCACUCUGUUCCGCCUGGAGGCCGGGCCCCGAGAGCUGCAGGGGGCGGCUGACACCGAGUCAGAUCACCACCACCAGGGGCCAGACCCAGAGACCCAGAGAGAGGAGAGACCGCAUGAAGAAGAACCGGAGGUCAUAGUGGACCACAAGAGCCGAGGAGAAGCCAGGGGAUGAAACGGUGAACAGCGGUCAGACUGACAGGAACAUCAUGAUAUGACUGAUAUAUAGAAGUAUAGUCCAUGCUGGGAAGGGGAUGGACUAGUGUCGGCUACUGGUUCAUUUAACUCAGCAGAACCUGAGGAGGACUCUGAAUAAUACUGGUAUGGUUCAGUAAUCAAGUAAAUUAAAUGAAAAUAAACUUAUUUUAGUCUCUGUCAAAA
Sebastes umbrosus (honeycomb rockfish) is the source of this 1727-nucleotide messenger RNA. It is a transcript of the gene ecsit, whose product is annotated as ECSIT signaling integrator. Gene Ontology annotation, molecular function: protein binding. Gene Ontology annotation, cellular component: mitochondrion. The transcript is spliced from 8 exons. The coding region runs from base 166 to 1521 and encodes 451 amino acids. NCBI's taxonomy places the organism in Eukaryota, Metazoa, Chordata, Actinopteri, Perciformes, Sebastidae. The record is from RefSeq and is a predicted model, not a curated record.